This is a messenger RNA of Entamoeba dispar SAW760, 567 nucleotides long. RefSeq lists its product as uncharacterized. The transcript has a single exon. The record is from RefSeq and is a predicted model, not a curated record. NCBI's taxonomy places the organism in Eukaryota, Evosea, Mastigamoebida, Endamoebidae. Bases 1 to 567 code for a protein of 188 amino acids.
AUGAUUGUAUUUCCUGGAGAUGUUAUUGUACAAACUAUACCUCAACAAAAUAGUGGAUAUGUUCAGAUAAAAGAAACUAAACGAACAUUUUUCUUCUGGAAUCAAGAAAAUGACAUUAAUAGUUUUUAUAAAGGGAUUGAAUUAAUGCAAGCUGUAUUUAAUGGAGAACAAAUCCAACCUUUUGACACAACUAUUCCAGUACAAAUUCAGCCAAUAUAUACUAUCAAAAAUGGAAAAAUUAUCAUUGCUGAUAUUUCUUUAAAUAAAAUACUCAACUCUAAAACAAUUGAAGAAACACUAAAAGAACAUCCUGAAGAUGUGAUGGAAUUAGCACUCCUUUGUCCUCCUGAAGAGAUUGAAGGAAAAACAGGUGAUCAAUUAAUUUCUGUUAUCAUUGAUAAUAUUCGUUCUAAUCAAUUUCAAGAAACACUACGUCUAAUUGAAAAUUCAAUUCAUGCUGGAGAGGGGGAUGUCAUUUGCCAACAGAUAGGAGCAGAAUUACAUCACCAAGGGAUUGGAGGAAUGAGAAUAGUAUUAUUAGAUAUUAUUAAUCGUUAUAAAUUAUAA